AUGCAGGUUCGUGUCCUCUCCUCCCUGAUGGACGGCGGUGGGGACUCCUCUCUGUGCUUUCCUCACCAAAACUCCUCCUGCAGGAGGCUGAGGGUGCCCCUCUCUGACUCCGCUCUGUUCCACACAUUGCUGACUCUCGUCUCCCUGCUCACCGUCAUGCUCAACCUGCUGGUCGUCGUCUCCAUCUCCCACUUCAGGCAGCUGCACACCCCCACCAACGCCCUGCUGCUGUCGCUGGCUGUGUCUGACCUGGUGGUGGGGCUGCUGGUAAUGCCCAUCGAGGGGCUGCGCUACCUGGAGACCUGCUGGCUGAUGGGCAGGCUGAUGUGUGCUCUGACUCCGUAUGUGUCUUACUGUAUGAUCUCUGCCUCUCUGGGCCACAUGGUGCUUAUAUCUGUGGACCGCUACGUGGCCAUCUGUGACCCGCUCCGUUACCCCACUAGGAUCACACUGGUUAAUGUGAAGGUCUGCGUUUCUCUCUGCUGGGUGUGUUCGAUGCUCUACAACGGGCUGAUCCUGAUGGGUCACCUGGCCCAGCCUAACAGGUUCCGCUCCUGCCACGGAGAGUGUAUUGUAAUUAUCAACCAUGUUUCAGGAACUGUUGAUCUCUUCGUCACCUUCAUCGCUCCCUGUACCGCCAUGGUUGCUCUUUAUUUCAGGGUGCUUCUGGCGGCUCUCUCUCAGCUGCGUCUCAUCCGUUCACAGACAGCAGCUGCUGCGGUGAAAACGGCUCAAGCUGUCUCGAGAUCUGAGUGGAAAGCAGCCAGGACCCUGGCCGUUGUGGUUGCUGCGUAUGUUAUCUGCUUCUGUCCUUACUUCUAUCCUUCUUUUGCCGGCGAGGUCACAUCCAACAGCUUUUCCUACUUUGCUGCUCUGUCUUGGAUCAUGAUGCUGAACUCCACCAUAAAUCCCCUCAUUUAUGCUUUCUUCUACCCCUGGUUCAGAAAAGCUAUCAAACUCAUCCUGACCCUAAAAAUACUGCAGCCUGACUCCUGCCAAGUGAAGAUCCUGUAGGAAGAGCUGACCUCAGGUCAGAUGUGGGAUUGUUUUUCUGUUGUA
Molecule: messenger RNA, 1059 nt
Organism: Fundulus heteroclitus (mummichog)
Lineage: Eukaryota; Metazoa; Chordata; Actinopteri; Cyprinodontiformes; Fundulidae
Product: trace amine-associated receptor 13c-like
Exons: 1
Coding region: 1-1014 (337 amino acids)
Biological process (GO): G protein-coupled receptor signaling pathway
Cellular component (GO): membrane
Molecular function (GO): trace-amine receptor activity
Source: RefSeq, a predicted model, not a curated record